GUCGGUGACAUAAUUGUUAUUAGGUAGUAUACUAUAUUUGACCAUCUUGGAAGAUCUAGACUUCUCUUGACAUAAAAGUAAGAGGACCUUAGAGGCUCUACGGUAUGUGUAGUAGGAAGACUAUUCGCAUUAUGAUAGCCUAGUCGACUACUCCGCAGCCUCAUGCCGUCAAUUACCGGUACACGAUGCCGACCAGACACUCAAAAGUCCCGCUAUGGGGAAGGAUAAUGGGUUAUUUGCGGACGUUACAUGUAUCAACUCAAGGCCAAGGCUAAAGGUUAAAAUGAAUAAUAAAUUACUGGAUAUCAGAAAUUGAACUUUAUUACAAUGCUGUCUCUAAAUUUUCCUCGAAUAAUAUCUCAAUAUUAGCUCGAAACGACUUAACGGCCUUGAUAUAACUUACCCUUUAUUUAUCCUCUGAUAAAGGUGAGCUGAUAGAAUAUUGGCAUUAUAUGAAAUUCCAAACCCCUUCUCGUGUGUAGGGAUCUAAGGUAUCAUCCUCCAAACUCUGGGCAUAGAAUCUGGGGAUACGAUGUGACGGUGGAUCCGGAACGAGUCCGAAACUAGGACUUCAUCCGGGAAACACCUUGUCUACCCAAAUGGGAUUAUUUCUCGACAAGUUAGAAAACUAAACUCUAGGAAUAUAAGAGUGCUUAGCCUCUCAACCAUGAGGUUCGAUAGAUAGACGAUCAACUAACCCCUUACAAGCAAGAAAAGGCUCGAAAAAACAUUCAUCAAAGAUCAAGGAUUAUGCUCACCAAGUCUCUCCUCUUCGCGGCGCUCCUCAAGGCCGCCGCCGCGACGCCGGUCAAUCUUGACAAGCGACAAACCGCUUGCGAGGACAUACAUUUUUUUAUAGCACGGGGAUCAACCGAACCAUAUCCAGGCGCCCAAAAGGACGUCGUUAACAGAGUAUGCGAAGGCUUGUCGAGCUGCGGAUAUGAAGAUAUCAUAUAUCCCGCCACGUUUGAAGACUAUUGCAACUCGGCAUAUGCAGGAGUCACCAAUGGUACUGCACAGAUCACAGCGUAUGCCGAAAGCUGCCCUGAGGCGAAGUUGGUUGUGACUGGCUAUUCCCAGGGAGGGCACGUCGUAGGCGACAUACUUGGAGGCGGCGGGGGUCCUUUCCAAGACUGCACGCAGAAAGCGAAUACGCCUCUAUCACCUGAAACCUCGCCGGGUAAUCAGAGUACGCAACCUCACAUGCCUAAAUUUCGACGGCGUAUACUAAACUAGGUUUACUAGUCGUCGCGGUAACUUUCUUUGGCGACGUGCGUCACACAGCGUCUCAGACUUACAAUGUGGGAACAGGUGCUACUAACAGGUAGCCACUUAGAUUUGGCCGAGAUCAGAGUCAGAUCUUGAAUCUUUGAACAGGUUUUCAGAGGUAAUGCGCUCAUGGUGUUUCGUAGAUGAUCCUGUCUGCGGUGGUGCCGAUGGCUCGGAUAUCAGUGCGCAUAUUGCGUAUUUUAAUCAGUCUACUCCCGAAGCUGCGGCGUGGGUGAAAACUAAACUCAUUUAGGUAUGUAUUCUAAAGAUAGGUACCUUAGGUAGUGGAAUAUAGUCGAUGUUAUUAUAAAGAGGACCGGUUUGGAGGUAUGAAUAUGAAUGAGAUGACAA
Molecule: messenger RNA, 1620 nt
Organism: Daldinia vernicosa
Lineage: Eukaryota; Fungi; Ascomycota; Sordariomycetes; Xylariales; Hypoxylaceae
Product: Alpha/Beta hydrolase protein
Exons: 2
Coding region: 751-1236 (161 amino acids)
Molecular function (GO): hydrolase activity
Source: RefSeq, a predicted model, not a curated record